Messenger RNA from Harpegnathos saltator (Jerdon's jumping ant), 2892 nucleotides. RefSeq names its product UPF0183 protein CG7083. The transcript is spliced from 8 exons. Bases 393 to 1667 code for a protein of 424 amino acids. Lineage: Eukaryota; Metazoa; Arthropoda; Insecta; Hymenoptera; Formicidae. Gene Ontology annotation, cellular component: trans-Golgi network. Gene Ontology annotation, biological process: Golgi to plasma membrane protein transport. The record is from RefSeq and is a predicted model, not a curated record.
AAGAGAGACUUUUUGCUAAAAAGUGCAGGAAGCACUUGAGAGUGCACACGUUCCUCGGAUCGUAAAGGCAACCGCAUAGAUUCUUUUUAGAAUGAGCCCUUCUCAAUGAGUCUCAUGUUCCGCGGCAUAUAUCAGCUGUUCAGUGACAGUUCACCAAUCGUAGAGACUGUAGGAACUAUAGAAGCGUCAAAACAGAGGAAGAGGUUUAUUGUUUGGGACACAAGUGCAACAUGGCUAUCUGGUGAUUAAUAAUCGAGCGAUAUGUCAAUAGACAAAGGAGCAACGCAACUCUCGUGAAGAAGUGAAAGCAAUUCUCAUGAUAAUUCGAACCACUUCGCGCGUGGCGUACAGUUCCGCUGUUCCGAACGAGGCAAUACGAGAAAAGAGAUAAGAUGUUGGAGCUCGAGGUGGUGCCCGAAAGGUCUCUCGGAUGCGAGCAGUGGGAAUUUAUUUUAGGCAUGCAUUUUUCCCAGUCAGUAUCAAUAAUACAAUCUCAAGUCGGUAUCAUAAGAGGGGUACAAGUACUUUAUAGCGACAGUAACCCGUUAGAUGUAGAUCUAGUGAUAAAUUUACCUCAUGAUGGAAUUCGGCUUAUAUUUGAUCCCAUUGUACAAAGACUUAAGAUAAUUGAAAUUUACAAUAUGAAGUUAGUGAAACUGAAGUAUUGUGGCUUGCCGUUCAAUUCGCCGGAAGUGUUACCUUCGAUCGAACAGAUAGAGCAUUCUUUCGGAGCCACCCAUCCUGGUGUUUAUGACAGCGAAAAACAGGUGUUUGUACUAAACUUUCGGGGACUGUCCUUUUACUUUCCCAUCGACUCAAAGUUCCAGCCCGGUUACGCUCAUGGAUUAGGCUCGUUGCAGUUCCCCAACGGGACUUCUCCUCUAGUUGCAAAAACGGCGAUUUAUAUCGGAAAUAUGCCAGCUAGUGGUAGCAGUGAGGAACAUGGCUCGAAAGCACCGCCGCCACCUUUACCACUUGUCUGUUAUCAUAACAAUUUGUACUUAGAGAAAGCUGAUAUCAUUAGAGACAAAACACGCACCAGAGGGCUCAAAUUGCAUCUUUUCACAGAAGGUAGUUCCGGCACGAGAGCACUGUUGGAGCCGAAGAAACGAUGUCUAGUGAAAGAGGUAUUAUUCGGUGACACUUGCGAAGAUGUUUUAAGCGCGCUUGGUGCUCCGUCUAGAGUGUUCUAUAAAGCGGAGGAUAAGAUGCGCAUCCAUAGUCCACACGCGCACAAGCGGGACAAAAUAAGACGAUCAGACUUCUUCUAUAAUUAUUUUACUUUAGGUUUGGAUGUCUUGUUCAAUGCCAAAACUCAAUGCGUAAAAAAGUUUGUACUUCACACCAAUUAUCCGGGACACUAUAACUUCAACAUGUAUCAUCGUUGCGAAUUUUCUUUAACAUUGCCUCCUGAGAAUAAUUCCACGGAAUCGGGAAAACUGAUUGACGUUUCUCCCUCUCCUGUUACAAUCACUGCCUAUACAAAAUGGGAUAGAGUGAGCGAGCAACUAAAGGCAAGCGCGCGCCCUGUGGUGUUGAAUCGUGCAUCUUCGACAAACACAACCAAUCCAUUUGGUUGUACUUUUUGUUACGGUAUACGGGAUGCAAUUGUCGAAGUUAUGGCAAAUCAACAUAUCGCGAGUGUAACUUUAUAUAGAGCAGCAUGACGUUGAUAAUUUACACGAAAUAACGCAUUAUGUUGCGUAACCUGAGACAAGUAUAAAGAACGAUUAUUAUAUAUACAGGAUAAAGUCGUGUUUUAUUUUCUAACGUCUUAAAUCUGACGAUUAAAGGUAAGAAAGAGAGGUAAUUAAAAUAGGACUGUUCACUUUAGCUGCACUUUUUGCGAUUACGGUAUCUCAGUCGUAUCUUUCUCUCGACCUUCCUCCAAACGUAUAUCCAAUCGUUUAAUUUUAAGUGCAGAAAGUGUUACAAGAGAGAUGUAACUAAAAUGAACAGUCCGAACUAAAGUGAAAAUGGUCAUAUGUAAAGUAACGCUUGCUGGGAACGUAUAUUUGUGAAUUACUGUGAAUAUAAUUUUGAAUAUACAUUUGUAAACGUAUGAGAAUAUAUUUUACACAUUUUACGAGCGCUAAUACACUUACAAAGAUACGUUUGAAAUUUUUAUCCGUUAUUAGUGAGCAUGUUUUGCCCAACAUGCCCAUAAAAUACUGAGCUUUUUUCUAAAAUUAAUAUUAUCACGAUUUUAGAAUACAAAGAUGUUAUAACAAUAAGUUGCGUAAGACGUAAAUGUUAAAAUGAUAAAAUAGUAGUUGUGGAAGAUGUAUAAAAUUCAGAUAUUACAUUUCAAGACACUUAUGUAGUAACAUGUGAGGUAAUGUAUCAUUUUUCUGCAGAUAUUUUCUCACAGCUUCAGACAUGCUUGAGUCAUUUUUUCGAGUUGAUUUUAUCUUAACAAAAAUUUCAUCAGGGGAACUGCCCUUUCGUAUGACUAAUUAUAACUGUGAAUUAAAUUAACAUUAAACAUCUUAAAUAAGCAGUUAGUUUCUAUUGUGAUUAAAUGAAUUUUGUGACUUAUGUGUUCGCACAUAUAAAUAUUGAUAUCAUUUCACCUGUAUUAAGAAAAUACUAAAAUACUUUAUAUCUCAUUAAGAAAUAAGCAGCUGUUAAUUGAGAAAAGAAAUUAUUAUUUCGAGACCUACGUAUUUAUGUGAAAUCUGCAUUUUAUCUUGUUUUCUGUUAAUGAAAUAGGAAAGUAGAUUGCAAGGUACAAAGACAUAGCAACCUUCAACUAAAUUUAAUAUGGCAUCUUCAUCCUUCGUUGUCGUACAAUCAUAAUAAUAAGACAGACAGAAUUAUAAUCGAAAUGAUUUAUAUUCGUAAAUCUUUUAAUCACACAAUUAUAAAAAUAAAAACGGAAAACUAAGUGAA